Molecule: messenger RNA, 2606 nt
Organism: Ectocarpus siliculosus
Lineage: Eukaryota; Phaeophyceae; Ectocarpales; Ectocarpaceae
Source: the annotation of a GenBank genome assembly
AUGGGAAAUAAUGGGAGAUCUGGUCUCCUCCUCCUCUCUCCUCUCUGCUGCUGUCGUUGGGGACGUGGUACUUCGCGCUUCGUACGACCAACGGAGAGAGGCAUACCCCUUCGACGCACGUGCCGGAAGCCUGCAGCUGCGGACAAGAUGCCGCAGCGCCUCCCGAAGCGAGUAUCCCCGGGCUGCUCCUUCACCAACAAGGCUGUCUGCGUCGUCUACACCACGCUUGCUAUUCACGCGACUUCCGGCGCUGCGUCGCUGGCUUUCUUGCCUCCGAUAACGAACCGGUCUUUGGACUACGCUCAUCAUCACCACCGCUCCACAAGCAACAACAAUGACAUCAACAGCAACGUUGGCCCGGGCGUAGACGCAGGCGGCGGCCGUCACCGUUUAUCCGUACAGCUGCGGCACGGACGCGAUAUCGGUUCAUCCUUGUUUUCUCGUCUGAAAGCAGCGGCGUCAUCAUCGCCUUCAGAUGGGAAUUUCAGAAAAGGUGGUGGUUGUAGCGGCGGCGGCAGCAGCAAUGAGGGUGGAAGGGGAAGUGGAGGGGGCGCCCGCACCUUGAAGUGUUCCGCAACGGCAGCGGCAGCGGAUGUUGCUAGGGAACGGGACCCUUUCGUUUUGGAGGGGGUGCAGAACAUCAGGGACCUGAGUUCGGUGGAAGGGUACGGUAUCGUUGCGGGGCGCGUUUUUCGCACGGGGCACUUGUCCGCUGCGACGGAGAGGGACGCAAAGACACUCAGAGACAGCACCGGCUUGCGAACUCUGGUGGACCUCCGAAGCGCGACCGAGCUGGGUCACGACGAGCUGAUCCACGGCGAUGUCUACGAGGGGUUCGUCAACGUCGGAGGGGGUGACCACAGUGGCACGGGGGUGUCGCAGGGGCCCGCGUGGGACGAGGCGAUCCAAGGGGAAAGCAACGACGCCCUACCGGUACAAGGCAAAGUAGGGGGAGCAUCAGCAGGAGCGGGGGGAGCGGAGGAGGGGGUGGUUGUGGAGGGACAUAACGGCGGGGGAUCAGAGAAGAAGAGGAGAUACUUCGUCUCUCUGAUCGAUGAGAGCAUCUACAAGAAGGGGGUCUUCCAGAGAUUGCGCAGGCGGCACAAGGCAGCAGUUCUGGCGCUCGCCCCAGCAACGAUGGUAUCCCGUCGUUGCACGCAGAAGGCGCGCGGCAUAUUUUUGCGAGAGAUCAACGCCGGCGGCUUGGUGCUCCUCAACGAGUUGCUCCUGCAGUACUCGGGGGACGGGAUUAACCGCGUGCUGCGUCUGCUGGCGUCGAAGGAACACCAUCCCGUUGCCCUGUACUGCACCGCAGGGAAGGACCGCACGGGGCUGGUGGUAGCGUUAACGCUGGCCGUUCUCGGCGUGCCGGAUGAGGCGAUUGUGGAUGACUACGCUAAGUCUGACAGUGCCUACAAGCAGCUCGCCGACAGAGAUGCCAUGGUUGGAGCGCUUGCGCAGCAAGACUUGGAUCCAGACACAUUUUUGGGUGCUCCGCCCCACGUCAUGGAGGGGGUCCUGCGCUUCAUUCGGGUGAAGUACGGGUCGAUCGACGACUACCUCGACUCCAUCGGGUUUGACGCCGAGUGGAGAACGCGGCUGCGCAGCGCACUCUUGUCCUAGUAAGCAGUACUUUCGUUACCGGAUCGGGCGGUAUGAACGGAGGUUGAGAGAGAUGCUCGCCAAGUGCCUCACUCCCUCUAUUCCCUGCUUCUUCAUUGUCUUCAUCGCUAGCGUGUUGUGCUCUCCAACGGGGUUGCGGAUUGUGCGUAGACAAGAUGUGCGCUCCAACAGCGCGCGAAGGUAUCUACGUGCCGAAUUUUGUCAAAUGCCACUACCGUACCAAGCGUGUUUCCAACGAUCACGAAGCGCGACGGUUCCGAUUGAGUUGAUGCCCGCUUGAACGUAGCGUUUGCCACUACUGGCAUCAGCAGACCCGCUUGGGAAACCUGAAGACGUGUAUUUGUGCGGCGCGAUGGGGCAAUACCCUGCCCCCCCCUCCACCCCCUCCUGUCAACCGGUGGGUUUGGUUUUGAGGUUUAGUCGUCACCCGGGUAUUUUUGGUACGGUCGUGGUGGUUUUGUGGUCUCAAAAAGGGAUACACAAGUUUCAGUGGUUCCCCGUAUUGCAGACUUUUUGUUGUGUUCUUCUACACACUUUUGCUUGGCAGUCUAGGCUGCCGUCGAUGUGAACUGCCUGAAACCGCAACGCAGUAAUUUUACGAGCAUGCGGAAACUUGAGGCCGAGCGCAAAUCCUCCAUUCGUAUUGAGUUGAUCCGCUGAGUGUACAUAUGUAUUGGGACGGGGACAUCGGGGGGUCUCUUUGCUUUUCCCAUUAUUUUGUUGGAACAAUUGCUGCAGUGUUCAAGGCGGGGGGGUGCCUAGGAGGAUGCCGGCCUAAAUAGUGAAACGCCUCCUUCCUGGGUACGAGAACAAAAGUACGGCGUGAAGGGUGGCACAACGCCUCAUUGGUCUUCACGAGGGGUGUAUAUACAUCGAUAUGACUAUUCUGUGCAAGAGAUCACCAUUGGAACAUGUUGAUGUUUCUAAUCUUCGAUUGGUUUUAGGGAGUACGUAUCGUCUUGACUCCCUAUGCGUAACCCUUG